UUAAUUUGAAAGGUGUUUAGUUGUAAGUCUAAAAGCAGAAAUCAAUAAAGCACCUUUAUAUUGAACUAUAAUUCGUGGUAUUUAAAUUAUAGUUUUGAUUUAAUUGCUGUGUACUUACCCAAACGUGUUCGAGUAAUGUAUUGAAAGCGCGCGAAAUGCGUUAGACUGGUCUACUCCCAAACAUAGGUUUCCAUCAUAUCUAAACAUGUAUCAUUUUAAGAAAAUCAUAAUAUUUUAUGACAUUUGAUACUUUGUUUAGCAUUCCAUCAUGUUUUCCUAAUUGUUUGAAAAACUUCAUUCCUGGUAUAUAAAAGAUGUCGAGAAAUCGGUUAAGAUGACUGUAGACAACUAAUCAUUGAGCCAUGACAUUACUGUACUUGCUGUUUUGUAUUAUAUCAAGGGUUUUUACAGUUUACGGAGAUAUGAACGGUACAAAUGUGUAUUGCCCUUAUUAUAGGAUAGGGCCCAAAUUAGAUGUAUUCGAUUUGAUGGGUAAUUGGAUGACGGUGUAUACGCAGCCGAAAGCAGUCAACUGUUUUAUGCUUAAUAUAAGAGGAAUAACUGAUGGGGAUCGAGAGCAAUACAUUCACAAAUAUGGAAACUUCAGUGGAGCGGUGGAUUGGUACAAUUGUUAUCUGGAAGUGGAUUCACCUCUCGGAAAACAUGUGUUUCAAGGCGACGGCAGUGAUUCCGGUGUUCUAGAGAAUAUAAUUAUCUUUGAAUCUGAUGACGGUAAGUACACGCUGCACGAGCAGAGCGCAGACCAGUGGGUGCUGCACGGUCCGCGGGGCGCUGAGUUGGCCGUGAUGCGCGAUUGCGCAGGCGCAGCGACGGCAGUGUUUGCUCGAGUGCCGCACUGGCCUACGCCGCACCAGCUAUACGCAAUCCUUCACCGCAGCGGCGUCAACGCGGUAACGCUCGGCCGCAUCCUCUGUGAGCCCCACACCGCGCACAAACCCAAACGGGCUGUCGAUUUCUUCAUUAAUAAAGCUUUAAGAUAGAUCUAAGUG
Messenger RNA from Papilio xuthus (Asian swallowtail), 1010 nucleotides. RefSeq lists its product as uncharacterized. The record is from RefSeq and is a predicted model, not a curated record. The transcript has 3 exons. Lineage: Eukaryota; Metazoa; Arthropoda; Insecta; Lepidoptera; Papilionidae. The coding region runs from base 363 to 1001 and encodes 212 amino acids.